UAUAAACACAAAACUCAAUAAUUUGUUUGAGCGUAAAACCAACAAAUUUGUCAUUUAAUAUUAAGUAUAAUGUGUGCUUGAAGAUAAGCACUUUUGCCAAAACAAAUUGUUGAUAAUAAAGAAAAAAAAAACAAUUUUAUUAUUUCGGCAGAAUUUCUACAUCUAUGUCAUACAUUCUAUGAGCAUUUUUUUCGGUAGAAAUCCAUCUUCAUUUCUGUAAUCUGUCGUAUGAUGAGUAAAUGCAAAAAAAACAUGAUAUUGAGAAAAAAAAAAAUCUAUAUACAUGCAUCAUGCAUGAUUUGUUUGUGAGCAAUAGGAUAUAAAUAACGUUCAGGUCACCAGAGAAAUCACUCAAAUUUGUUAUUUUUAAUGAACAAGUCAAAUCCCAUAUAAUGACCACUGAUUUAAUAGAAGAUCACGAUAGUUUGCAUUUCGCUGCCAAAACGGGAAACUAUGAUGAGGUGAAAAGAUUAAUUGAUAGUGCAGCAGAUGUAAAUCAGAAGGAUGGCAGCAAUAGAACCGCGCUUCAUCUUACUAGUGAUUUAAAUAUUGUUCGGUUACUUCUUGAAAAUGGGGCCGAUCCAAAUGCAAAAGCUAAUGGAGAUAGCACUCCACUUCACGCAGCAGUUAUUAAUAAUAGUGAUAUUGGUGUUUUUGAACUAUUGUUUCAUUGUGGCGCUGAUUUAAAUUCCAGAGACGACCCGUAUGGAAGCACCCCGUUGCAUUACGCAGCUUGGCUUGGUAAACCGAAUCAAGCAAAAAUACUGAUUGAACUUGGAGCAGAUCUGAGGGUGAGAAAUAACACAGAGGCAAGAACGCCACUUAUUGAUGCACUUAAUCAAGGGCAUGACGAACUCAUUCGUAUUUUGAUAGAAGCCGAGAAUAUAAUUUUGUAAUUAUAGAAAAUGUCAAAAAUGGAUUUGAAAAAAUUAUAAUGUUUUUUUCUUUAAUUGCCGGAAA
This is a messenger RNA of Contarinia nasturtii (swede midge), 960 nucleotides long. RefSeq names its product putative ankyrin repeat protein RF_0381. Gene Ontology annotation, molecular function: protein binding. Lineage: Eukaryota; Metazoa; Arthropoda; Insecta; Diptera; Cecidomyiidae. Gene Ontology annotation, cellular component: cytoplasm; nucleus. The transcript is spliced from 6 exons. The record is from RefSeq and is a predicted model, not a curated record. Bases 393 to 896 code for a protein of 167 amino acids.